Oryza brachyantha (malo sina) is the source of this 3443-nucleotide messenger RNA. RefSeq names its product myosin-binding protein 2. NCBI's taxonomy places the organism in Eukaryota, Viridiplantae, Streptophyta, Magnoliopsida, Poales, Poaceae. The record is from RefSeq and is a predicted model, not a curated record. The transcript has 4 exons. The coding region runs from base 321 to 3038 and encodes 905 amino acids. Gene Ontology annotation, molecular function: myosin binding.
GGAAAAAUGCAGGCGAGCUAGCUCUCAUGGGGUCCAAUGGCCUGACCUUUCUCCCUCAAAAGGUGAAAGCAAGAAGCUUCAAAACAACUCAUCUAGCCAUCCAGCCAGCCCAACCCAGCGCUCCCCUCUACUCUCCUGCCAAAUCAUUCCGUCUGCUACCUCAGCAAGUUGCGACCUUGCAAGAAUUCCUCCGGUCUCCCUCGGCUUGGCGUGGCGGCAGCUAGAUUCCAAGCACGUCGUCAAGGCCGAGGCAAAGAUCGGGGUUUUUCCCCUUUUUUUCUCAUGCUGCUGCUGUAACUUGUAAAGGAUUGGAGGGUGCGAUGGCGGCGGCGAGCAGGUUCGCCACGGUGCUCGUCCAUAGGACGACGCGGAGGGUCACGUCGGCGCUGGCAUACGCCGUCCUGGAGUGGACGCUCAUCGCGCUGCUGCUGAUCAACGGGCUAUUCUCCUAUGCCAUCGCCCGGUUCGCCGCCUACUUCGGGCUCAGGCCGCCGUGCCUCCUCUGCUCCCGCGUCGAUCGGCUCUUCGAGAAGGAGGAGGCGGAGGCGGGGGAGGAUGGCGCGCGGUGGCUGCGGAGAGCACUCUGCGGCGCCCACGCGGCGGAAAUCUCCGGGCUCGGGUACUGCCUGCACCACGGCCGGCUCGCCGAGGCCGACGACAUGUGCGACGGGUGCUUGUCUUCUUCGAAGGAGAGGAGGGGGAAAGAUGCAGGGGAGAAGGACGCCACUGCGUGCUCUUGCUGCAACGCCGUCGUGGAAACCUCCUCGCGCGAGCUACCGGAUACAGGAAAAGGCCACGUUCCAUUGGCUCAAGAGGAGCAUGGCGAAGAAGACCAACGCGAAGAAAACGACCAAGGGUAUGUUCUAUUGGCUCAAGAGGAGCACGACGAGGAAGACGAAGAGAAGCAUGAAGAAUUUCAGGAAAACGAGAAAGAAGACGAGGUGGACGACAAAGAUGAUCAAGAGGAGGAGGAGAAGAUGGUCGCCGUCGAGGACGAGUCCUUGGAAUUCAUGGCUCUCGGGGAAAAGAUCGAGCUCGACGGUGAGCGCUUGUUCUCGGUAGCAGCCAUCGACGAGAUGACAAUCGCCGAAGAUUCAAGUUUGCAUCAGGCAUGCUGCGAAAAGGAGAAAGGAAUGGACCAUAUUGACGGCGAGCACGAGCCGAGAGAUCUUGAUAUCGGAAUGGUUCUUGAGGAGAAGAGGAUGUUGGAUUCUUCCGCUGCAACAGCAACUGAAGCGAUUGAGGACUCUGUUGUGCCCAUCCCGGAAGCAGAGAUCGUAACAAGCCCAUCUGAUCUUGAGGAGAACUCUAUUCCUCAAGAUGAUGAACUGGUUAUCGAAGACGUUGAAAUUGGCGAUAUCACAGCUGAACAAGAAGAAAUUGUUGUGCCUGAAGUCGCUGAAGAAGUUUCUGAAGAUGACAAUCAAUUGUCCAGUCUUGUCAUUUGGUAUGCCAGUCUCAUCAUUUUGCUUUCAGUCACUGAACCAGUUCCUGAGGAUGACAACAGAUCAGCAGAGGUGGACACUACCUGUGAGGUAUCAAUAGGAAGUGAGAUAUGCGAACGGGAACAAGAUGACCAUGUCGUGCCAUUCCAUGAAUCAGCAGCGUUCGAGGAGCCAGCUGCUCCACUGGCAUACCAAAAUGAGCAGCCACUGCCAUUGGAAACCCCGCAUGAAACAGACCACAUUGUGCAAGAAGCAAGCGAAACCGAGCAAGAGGAGGAGGUAGAGGCGACGGCAAGCCAGAGAUUAGACCAGCCACCAAACAAACAGACCGAUGUUGAAGAAGACAAGGCACCUGAGACACCGAUCUACAGCGUUGCUACACAAAUCUCGGAGAAAAAGUUUUUGCUUGAGAGGAAACGGUCACUGUCCUUAUCCUUGGACGGGAGUGUGGCAAGCGAGAUGGACUUGUCUGAGCCUUCCACCGUUGAUCAGUUGAAAUCAGCCCUGCAAGCAGAGCGAAAGGCGCUCAGCGCAUUGUAUGCCGAGCUUGAGGAAGAGAGGAGUGCCGCUGCCAUCGCAACCAACCAGACGAUGGCAAUGAUCAACAGGUUGCAGGAAGAAAAGGCAGCAAUGCAGAUGGAGGCUCUGCAAUACCAACGGAUGAUGGAAGAGCAGUCGGAGUACGACCAGGAGGCGCUUCAGCUGCUGAACGAGCUGGUCACCAAGAGGGAGAAGGAGAAGCAGGAGUUGGAGAGGGAGCUCGAUCUGUGCAGGCAGAAGGUGAUGCACUACGAGGACAAGGAGAGGAGGAGAAUGGCAAGCUUCAAGGCCAACGGGCACAGCCCCAAUGGCAAUGGCACGUCUGUCUCGUCCAGUGGCGAGGAUAGUGACGGUCACUCAGAUGGAUACUGCGAGACAGGCGAGUCCCCCAAUGACGGCAAUCUUCAUAGCCCGUCUGAUGCUGUUCUUAGCCCCAGCACGGAUCAAGAAAACAAGAAGCAUCUGGUGGCUCUUGAUGAUUCAUUGACGUACUUUGAGAUGGAGAGGCUAUCAAUCUUGGAGGAGCUUAAGACAUUGGAGGAGAGGCUCUUCACGUUAGAAGAUGAUGACAUCAAUGGCACCAGUGAAGUUGUUGGCCAUUCUUCAGAUGAAUAUGUGCUGUCAGCUAACGGUCUCCAUUCACCUAGGAAUGGUGAUAUCGCCAGUCACAAGUCAAAGUUUGAUGGUAGGAAUUCUAUUGGCAGGGGAAAGAGUCUUCUGCCUCUAUUCGAUGCAGUUGGAGAUGAGACUGGCGAUCAGACUCCAUCUCCAAGGGGAGGGAAUGUGCAAGCCGAUAAUUCAAGCAAUCCGGUCUCCGUGCUUGUGAAAGAACAGGAGAGGCUGGCUAUAAUGGAGGAGGUCGACCAUGUAUAUGAUAGACUGCAAGCACUAGAGGCAGACAAGGAGUUCCUCAGGCACUGCAUCAAGUCCCUGAAGAAAGGUGACAGGGGCAUGGACCUUCUUCAAGAGAUCUUGCAGCAUCUUCGCGAACUCCGGAGCGUGGAACUUCACGUUAAGAAUGCCGGGGACGCCCUUGCUGCAAAUUCAGCGUAGAAUAUGCAUCUUGUAUAUGACGUGAUUAUCUUGCUAUGGAUUUAGUUGAUCGGCUAUGGCGAGUCGAUCAGAAUGAUCUGAAAGUACUGGAUUGGUGAUGGUAAGCGGUAUUUGCUGAUUUCAAGGGAGGUUUUGCUCAUUUUGCCGGUGGCCUGGAAGCAAGCCUCUUCCUUUCAUGCUGGUCCAGCGUUCCCGACUUUAUUAUGUGGUAGUUGUAGAAAUCAUUAAUCAUUCCAAAGCUGCACAAAGCAGAAUCAUUGGUGCCAGCUUAGGAUGUAUGCACAACUGGUAGGGAAAAAAAGAAAAGAAAAAGGUUAAAGUUAGUUUGAGUGUAGAUGGAGCCAUGGAGGAUUUUUUUUUUCCUUUCUUUUGGUCAAUUUUCAGAAUUUUCUAUGCGGAGGUAGG